CUGUACUGAUCGUGGGGAGAGGACGACUUACUGUAUGGACAGAACACAGGAACGGAGCCGCAACUAUGGAGAACUUAACGCAAGCUAACUGGAGAGAAAUUGUGAAUAAGAAGUUGAAGUUUCCAGUGAGUCUUAUCAAUGCCAUACAUGAUGGGAACCUUCCUCAGAUUCAGCAGCUUCUACAGGUUAGUGAUGGGAUCCUGCGACAGCUGGACGAUAGUGAAGAUCGAUCAUGGCGGGAGGCUCUUAAUCUCGCCAUCCGUACGGGAAACGAGGAGAUUAUGAAGACUUUGUUGCAUUGUGUGAAGUUUGACUUCAGACAGAUCCAUGAAGCUCUCCUCGUGGCUGUCGACACCAACCAGCCUCAUGUGGUUAAGAUGUUACUGGAUCGACUGGACCAAGAGAAAGGCCUAAAGAUGGACAUCAAGUCUUUCUCAUUGGCUUUCUUUGACAACUCCAUUGACAAUUCACGCUUUGCUCCAGGAGUAACUCCACUCACCUUGGCCUGCGAGAAGGACCUCUAUGAAAUUGUGGAGAUGCUCAUGAAGAAAGGUCAUGUGAUCACCACUCCACAUAAGAUCUCCUGCGCGUGUCUGGAGUGCAGCAAUGGACGCAAGUAUGACCUUCUGAAAUUCUCACUGUCUCGAAUCAAUACAUACAAAGGAAUCGCCAGCAGGGCCUAUCUGUCUAUUGCCAACGAAGAUGCCAUGUUGAGAGCCUUCAAACUGAGUCGGGAACUUAAGAGACUUUCAAAGAAAGAGCCAGAGUUUAAGCCCGAGUACCUGAGCCUGGAGAACCUGUGUCAGGAGUUUGCGGUGGAGCUGCUGGGAAUGUGUCGUAAUCAGAGCGAAGUAACCGCCGUGCUCAACGACUGCGGAGACGACAGCGAUGAAGAAGAGAUGGACAACCAGACGUUCGAGGAAGGAAUCCCCAACCUGGCCCGGCUGCGCCUCGCUGUGCACCACAACCAGAAACGGUUUGUGGCUCAUCCCAUUUGCCAGCAAGUCCUGUCCUCUAUCUGGAGCGGGAAGUUAUCGGGCUGGAGGGGCAGUAACACCAUCUGGAAGAUCUUCGUUUCCUGCGCCAUCUUUCUUACCAUGCCUCUCCUGUGCCUCAUCUACUGGUUGGCUCCAAAGUCAAAGUUUGGAAGAACCCUUAAGAUUCCGGUAAUAAAGUUCCUUCUUCACUCGGCCUCCUACUUGUGGUUCCUGAUAUUCCUCCUGGUGGAGUCCUUGAUAAUGGAGAGAAGACAUGAUAUAUAUGAAGGAAGAGAACAGACCAUAUGGCAGAACUCUCUACACAUGAUCUGGGUGGCAGGUUUCUUGUGGCAUGAGUGUAAGGAGGUCUGGAUCGAGGGGCUGCGGAGUUAUUUCCUUGACUGGUGGAACUUUCUGGAUAUCGUGACUAUCAGUAUGUAUCUGGCGUCGUUCUCUCUGAGGAUCCUGGUGGCAGUGAAAGGUUAUCUCACCUGUGACAACGACCCGGAUUCAGAUAUUUGCUUCUAUUACACUAAAGCAGGACGUCCAGAUUGGAACACGGAGGACCCACAGUUCAUUGCUGAGGUCCUGUUUGCUGUGACCAGUAUGCUGAGCUUCACACGUCUGGCCUACAUCCUUCCUGCUCAUGAGACCCUUGGGACUCUACAGAUAUCUAUAGGCAAGAUGAUCGAUGACAUGAUACGGUUCAUGUUCAUCCUGAUGAUCAUCCUCACCGCCUUCCUCUGCGGCCUCAACAAUAUCUAUGUUAACUACAGUAACGCAGACAAACUGGGGAACUUUAAUGAGACCUUCCAGUUUCUUUUCUGGACGAUGUUUCAGAUGGUGGAAAGGACGACUGUGGACAUGAAUCACUACGUGGUGGCAGAGUUUGUUGGCCGGGCCUUGUAUGGUCUUUUUACUAUUGUCAUGGUCAUUGUCCUUCUCAACAUGCUCAUUGCUAUGAUCACCAACUCAUUCCAGAAGAUCGAGGAUGACGCUGAUGUUGAAUGGAAAUUUGCUCGCUCCAAAUUGUAUCUUUCCUAUUUCCGAGAAGGACUGACCCUACCGGUUCCAUUUAAUAUCAUCCCUACUCCUAAGUCGCUCUUCUACAUAUUCAGAGGGAUUUUCAGAUUCCUAUGCUGCUACAAACCCAAGAGGAAACCAGAAUAUCCUCCAAUUGCUACCAUCUCCAACAGUGGCAUCAAUGGGGAGUAUUUCAGCGAGAGUCGUAAAUCGUACAGACUGCAGGUGAUCAAAGCUUUGGUCCAGAGAUACAUUGAUACGGCCAGAAGGGAGUUUGAAGAAGCCAAACGUAAAGAUCUUGGGAACCGUAUCACAGAGCUAAACAAGAACGUUAUACGUCUGCAGUCAGAGGUGAAGACCCUGAGACGUUCCCUGGCAGAUAAUGGAGCGAACGUCACUCCAAAAGAAAAUGAAAACGUGCUGAGCCGCUACAUUAUGAAAGUGAAGAACAGCUUCCAGCACUAUGACCAGGAGUCAGUCGGUUCCGGGAAGGAUUCUUCAGAAGUCACUGUUCAUCAAGAUAGUUUUAAGAACAUUCUCCCGGAGGAUGACUGCCCCCCAUAUCACGUUGUUCCCCUUGCUAAUGACCUAGACCAUGCUGUUGAUAAUUUAGAGGUUGGAGAGGACAUGUAAGCAACUAGAUAACUCAUAGAAUGUAAUCAAGGAACUAUGGUACCCAAAAAUAUGGCCACAACCAAAGAUUACUAGAACGGGGAUGAAUGGGGGUCAUCAGAGUGAACCCAACAUCUGCUUGUAGCUUUGGUCUUCCCAGAGUUCUGGUGAUUUCCAACUGAAACAUGAUUUGGUCAUAUUGGGAAUCGGACUGUGAGCUCACACUGGGAACAGGUACUAAGAGUGUAAUAUCACUUAGCAUUAUAAGAGAAGCGGCUGAUAUUCGUAACAACUUAUUACAGUACAGUAGUGUAAUAAGAGGAGUGUCUGAUAUCAAUCACAUACAAUGUAAAUGUUUCUGGAUGUAAUAUUAGUGGUGGGGUGUUAUAAGCAGAGUAGCACUUUGUCACUCAUCUGAAGAACACGUCAUUCUCAACCCCGACUUCUAUAGAUUGUAUUCACCUGCCCCACAGUUCGCUUUCUGUGGAAUGGCUGCUCCCCUGAUGACGAACUGAUGUUUUAAUAGCGCACAGGCAAGUAGGGCAACGACGAUCAGCGGACUACAGACCUUAUCACAUAGGAAAAGUUUCCAAUACAAAAUAUUAUGUUAUACACCAUGUAACAAGGAAAAAUAGCGGAGAGCACUAUUGAAUAAUUACCACUAAAACAAAAAGGAUAUAUAUGCGGAGGUGGAUGAGGGUCCAGCAGAAUCAAUGACACUUGUGGGGUGCACGCAAUAAAGCUGCA
Molecule: messenger RNA, 3359 nt
Organism: Hyla sarda
Lineage: Eukaryota; Metazoa; Chordata; Amphibia; Anura; Hylidae
Product: short transient receptor potential channel 2-like
Exons: 13
Coding region: 66-2633 (855 amino acids)
Biological process (GO): manganese ion transport; regulation of cytosolic calcium ion concentration; calcium ion transmembrane transport
Cellular component (GO): cation channel complex; membrane
Molecular function (GO): protein binding; inositol 1,4,5 trisphosphate binding; store-operated calcium channel activity
Source: RefSeq, a predicted model, not a curated record